Molecule: messenger RNA, 1748 nt
Organism: Galendromus occidentalis (western predatory mite)
Lineage: Eukaryota; Metazoa; Arthropoda; Arachnida; Mesostigmata; Phytoseiidae
Gene: dare
Product: NADPH:adrenodoxin oxidoreductase, mitochondrial
Exons: 9
Coding region: 315-1748 (477 amino acids)
Molecular function (GO): oxidoreductase activity
Source: RefSeq, a predicted model, not a curated record
GCGACCUAUUUUUUGCAUAGACCGAACAUGCGCUGAAGUUUCAUCGCUCUCCGAGAUCUGUCCCUCGUGGUGUCAAUCGACGAGGUAUCUCGGUGCACCGUGGACAUUCCCCGGGAGAACGGUUCGGAUGCAGGGAUUGUUUCGAGCUCGUCCCGUUUUUCGAGGGAAAUUUCGCCCGAUCGAAGAUCCCCUGCCAAACCGUGUUCCCCGGGGUCUCGAGCCCUAGUCUCGAGGAUCGUCGCACACGUAUCGCUGCUCUGCUCCCGGGAUUUUCCUCUGUAUGACGGGCUUCUGUGUGUUCCACAGUUCCCUCGAUGGCUUCGCAGUUCUACAUGCGUCAGUUCACCGGGAGUAGAAUAGCGCGUCUGUUUUCUUCGAGCUCCACUCUCCCGCAGAACAGCAACGUGAAGGUCUGCGUAGUAGGAGCGGGCGCGGCCGGUUUCUAUACGGCGCAACAGAUCCUCAAGGCUCCGAACACGCAAGUUGAUAUCUAUGAAUCGUUGCCUGUUCCUUUCGGUCUUGUGCGUUAUGGAGUAGCUCCUGAUCAUCCCGAGGUGAAAAACUGUAUCAACACGUUCACGGCCGUUGCCAAAAAUCCGCGAUGUCGGUACUACGGGAAUGUCAAACUAGGCAGCGACGUCACUUUCAAGCAAUUCAGGGAUGCCUAUCAUGCUAUAGUAUUGACCUACGGUGCUGAUAACGAGCGAACUCUUGGAGUUCCCGGUGAGAAUCUCAAAUACGUGCUCUCAGCGAGACAAUUCGUUAAUUGGUACAACGGACAUCCAUCGAGAAUUAUAACGGAGGACAUCAAUUUCGACGCUGAUCACUGCGCCAUUGUUGGGCACGGGAACGUCGCUUUGGACGUCGCGCGUAUCCUUCUGGCACCGAUCGAUAAGUUGAAGACUACCGACAUCACGGAGGAGGCUCUCGACGCCCUGAGUCGAAGUCGAAUAAAACGAGUCAGUCUGAUCGGUCGAAGAGGUCCCCUGCAAGUGGCUUUCACAAUAAAAGAAUUCAGAGAACUCGUGAAACUUGAGGGCGUCGGCUCUCUCCUCGACGCGAAUGACUUUGUCGGAAUAGAUACUUCAAAGAUGCAACGUCCGCGGAAGCGGCUCACCGAGCUUAUGCUGCAAACGCUCGAAAGGAACGUUUCUGCCGCGAGUCCCGCAGCAUCCAAGGUCUGGGAUCUCAAGUUCCUCAGAUCUCCCUUAGAGUUCCUUGGAGAUCAAUCGAAUAAAGAGAGGGUGGUCUCGAUCAGGCUCGCCGUAAAUAGGCUGGAAGACGAGCGAGCUGUCCCGACUGGCAUCGAAGAAACCCUCCCGACGGGCUUGGCAAUAAAAAGUGUCGGGUACUCGAGCUCAUGUCCGGACAACGAUAUUCCUUUCGAUGCCAGACGAGGAAUCAUUGAAAACGAUGCCGGACGUGUCCGCGGAUUGCCUGGAGUAUACUGCAGCGGUUGGGUGAAAACAGGCCCGAUCGGCGUGAUCGUCUCCACGAUGAACGGUAGCUUCGAAACGGGUGCGAAUCUGCUCGAUGAUUUGACGAAUGGGGUCAUCGACUCGGUCUCUCCAAGAGGAGGCAGCGAAUUAAUCGUUCAUCAGAUACUUAAAUCAAAGGGUGUCCGACACGUGUCUUUCGAGCAAUGGGAGAAAAUUGCCGCUUUCGAAACUGAAAUGGGCUCGAAGAAACACAAAUCCGCGGAUAAGGUGCUGUCGGUCGACCAAAUGCUCAAAAUAGCUUUCUCCUGA